AUGAGCAGGCGGAAUUGUUGGAUCUGUAAGAUGUGCAGAGAUGACUCUAAGAGGCCUCCUUCAAACCUUACUUUGGAGGAAGCAUUACAGUGGGCCCAGUCUUUUGAAAAGUUGAUGGCUACGAAAUAUGGUCCGGUAGUCUAUGCAGCAUACUUAAAAACGGAGCACAGUGAUGAAAAUAUUAAAUUCUGGAUGGCGUGUGAAACCUAUAAGAAAGUUGCCUCACAGAGGAGCAGAACUUCUAGGGCCAAGAAGCUUUAUAGGACUUACAUCCAGCCACAGUCCCCUAGAGAGAUUAACAUUGACAGUUCGACAAGAGAAACCAUCAUCAAGAAUAUUCAAGAACCCACUCAAACGUGUUUUGAAGAGGCUCAAAAAAUAGUGCAUAUGCACAUGGAAAGGGAUUCCUAUCCCAGGUUUCUAAAGUCAGAAAUGUACCAGAAACUUCUGAAGACUAUUCAACCCAACAACAAUUUUUGA
Messenger RNA from Balaenoptera ricei (Rice's whale), 480 nucleotides. RefSeq names its product regulator of G protein signaling 13 (gene RGS13). The record is from RefSeq and is a predicted model, not a curated record. Lineage: Eukaryota; Metazoa; Chordata; Mammalia; Artiodactyla; Balaenopteridae. The coding region runs from base 1 to 480 and encodes 159 amino acids. The transcript is spliced from 4 exons.